This is a messenger RNA of Trichomonas vaginalis G3, 450 nucleotides long. Its product is annotated as protein ubiquitination. Lineage: Eukaryota; Parabasalia; Trichomonadida; Trichomonadidae. The transcript has a single exon. The coding region runs from base 1 to 450 and encodes 149 amino acids. The record is from RefSeq and is a predicted model, not a curated record.
AUGACUGUUCGAAAGACUUAUAGUGAAUUGAGAAAUAUUUAUCAAUAUUAUAUUGAUUCAUAUACUGCUCUAUAUCAGUUGAAAGCAGAAAAAGAAGACGAAAUACUUACAAUUUACAAAAUGAUCAAAACAACUUUGAUUGAUUCAAAUAAACAUCAUCCACGAAAUGUUAUGAGAGAUAUUUUAAAUAUCAUCCCAUAUAAUAACCGGUAUGCAAAGUCAUACUUGAAACUUGCGAAACUCAUCUCUGAUGAAUAUCAUAUAACGGAAGUCAGUCAUAUUCCAAUCAUUUCUAACUACCUGUUUUAUAAAGAAUAUGGAAUUGAAUUGAGCACUACUGUUGAUUUCAGAACAAGGUAUUUAAAAAAUACCGAUAUUGAUUCAAACGAUACAAUUUACAGGUCAAUUAUGUAUGAUGACAAAGAACGAUUCAUCUACUUCACUGAAUGA